AUUAUAAACAAACAAGUAAACAAGAAAGAACAUACACACAAUAAUAACACUCACUUUAAAACACUCAACACAAGCUGAAUUUUUCAGACCCCUUUGUCUCCUCCUCUCUCUCUUCUGUCCCUUCUUUUCUUGUGGCUCCAAACUUCACAGAGAGAAAGAGAGUCAUUAACAAUGGGAGAAGGAAGAAGAGGAGCAUCAUCAAAGCUUAGAGAAGCAGCAAGGAAGGUUGCAAUGGCAGCAGCAUAUGCAUGUGGUUCAUUCUCAAGGAGGAAAUCUAUGGUGGAUCCAGUUCCCAUUGAUGCCUUAUCUGCUUCUAUCUCAAAUUCCUCAUUUGUGUCAACAUCAACAAAGAAUUGCUCAGGGGAGAUUACACAAGAAACAGAUUCCACCAUCACUGUUAACAUCAACAACAAUGACCUUCAUAGUAAGAAUCUAUGUGCAAUAUGUUUAGAUCCUCUGAGUUACCACAGCAAGGGUAGCAGUCCCGGCCAAGCUAUAUUCACUGCUCAGUGCUCUCACGCGUUCCAUUUCGCCUGCAUCUCUUCCAAUGUUCGCCACGGUAGUGUCACUUGCCCCAUUUGCCGUGCUCAUUGGACUCAGCUCCCUCGCAACCUAAACAACAACCUCUCUGGCUCUCUGGCAUCAAGUACUCAGAGUGAUCCUAUCCUUAGAAUCCUUGAUGAUUCUAUUGCUAACUUCCGUGUUCAUCGUCGUUCUCUACUUCGCACGGCACGGUAUGAUGACGACGAUCCUGUUGAGCUUGAUGACACACCGGAUAGCCCCAAGCUGUGUUUCAAUCUUGUACCUAUACCGCCGAAUGCUCCAGCUAGUUUCCAUCCUGCUUUACAAGUCACUAAGCAUGCUUCAUGCCCUUGCCACCUAUCACUGCAUCCUUUAACAUGUGGCUCCUCAUCAUUGCUACAAUCUCCACCUAUGAUGUGUCCCUCCUCCAACAGAGCUUGCCUUUCAGUUAAACUGACUCAUGAACGCGCAACCGACUUGGUCUUAGUUGCUAGCCCCAAUGGACCACACUUAAGGCUUCUCAAACAAGCAAUGGCUCUUGUGGUUUUUUCCCUCAGACACAUUGACCGCUUAGCCAUUGUUACAUACUCCUCAGCCGCAGCUCGUGUCUUCCCCCUAAGGCGCAUGACAUCCUAUGGAAAGCGCACAGCCCUCCAAGUUAUUGACCGGUUAUUCUACAUGGGCCAAGCCGAUCCGGUCGAAGGGUUGAAGAAAGGAAUCAAGAUACUCGAGGACCGGAUGCACAAGAACCCUGAGUCUUGCAUCCUUCACUUGUCUGAUAAUCCCACAAGACCAUACCAUGCAAUAAGCAUGGAACUUCCAUCCACUCCCAUUCAUAGAUUCCAUGUUGGAUUUGGCUUUGGCACUUCAAGUGGCUUUGUCAUACAAGAAUUCGAGGAGUUCCUGGCUAAGAUGUUGGGUGGCAUUGUCCGGGAGAUCCAACUUCGGAUAUGCGGGGCCGGGGAGGAAGUUGGAAGUGGAAGAGUCAUAAGAAUUGGAGAGAUAAGAGGUGGAGAAGAGAGGAGAAUACUAUUAGACCUUGGUGAUUGCACACAUGUGUAUGUGGAAUAUAGCUACAUUGAAGGUGAGAUUGAUGAGUGUGUUAGAAGAACUGGGGAAACAGUUGUAGGUGUUGGAGAGCAUAAGGGUGAAGAUGAUGUUAGAGAAGGUGGUGGCGGCAGUGGUGGUCGGAGUAGCAAUGUCGAAAGCUGGGAUUUUCAUGAUCCUUAUAUGGCAAGAAGAUGGGCCAAACACUUGCAUGGUUAUAGACUUUGAAAUAUUUGCUACUUUCUUUUUUGGUUUGUAAUACCAAUUUGCAUUCAUGUGA
Arachis stenosperma is the source of this 1849-nucleotide messenger RNA. Its product is annotated as probable E3 ubiquitin-protein ligase WAVH2. The record is from RefSeq and is a predicted model, not a curated record. The transcript is spliced from 3 exons. NCBI's taxonomy places the organism in Eukaryota, Viridiplantae, Streptophyta, Magnoliopsida, Fabales, Fabaceae. Bases 172 to 1797 code for a protein of 541 amino acids.